CGUUUACCUCAUGAGUACGCAGAUGAUCCAUCCCCCUUUAGUAUCUUCCGCCUUUUUUUCCCGAUAAAAUAUUCGACACAAUUGUGUCAAACAGCUACGCAGAAAUAAAGAUGGCGGGAGUUGCAGGUCGUAGUUGGACGUCGUCCUAGGGAAACGAGUACCAAUGGCUUAAAGAUAAGAAAGGCAACUCUCCAAGAAAAGACCUUAAUAUUCUAAAGGUCGUUGAUGAUUACAAUUACCACAUGGGAGGGGUCGAUAUUGCAGAUCAACUGAGGUCCUAUUAUAACACCCAACAACCCUCACGACACAACUGGCUGCCCCUCUUUUUCUGGUUGUUGGACACCUCAAUCGUCAACUCCUAUAUUAUUAGCCUAAAAACAGGCUCCACUCGCACACACUGGGAGUUCCGAUGCAAGCUUGUCUGGGGUAUCAUCAAUUCUGUUCAUGAGAACAGAGGCUCAAGUCUCAAGAAGACACAGCGUCAAAGAGUAACUAAAUACUUCAAGUUACCUGAGUGCCGCUUCGAGAGUGAUGGUCAUUGGCAGGAAUUGAGAGAUGAAGAGCGUGCAAUAUGUGUAUGGUGCUCCUGGGUCGCACGCCAAGAAGCAAAAGAUAGUGGAGCCCCAUCGCACGGGACGAACAAAACCCAAACAUGGUGUGAAAAGUGCAACGUCCCUCUUUGUUUUAACAGCAAUCGAAAUUGUUUUAAAGCCUUUCACACUCAAAAAUAAAGUUCAACUUAAAAAUUUUUCAUGUUUUUACAUGGGUUUAGUAAUCCAAAAUAUAUAAAUUUGUCCUACAAACCUUACGGUUAAGGGAUAAUAACUU
Lobosporangium transversale is the source of this 828-nucleotide messenger RNA. RefSeq lists its product as hypothetical. The coding region runs from base 243 to 731 and encodes 162 amino acids. The record is from RefSeq and is a predicted model, not a curated record. Lineage: Eukaryota; Fungi; Mortierellomycota; Mortierellomycetes; Mortierellales; Mortierellaceae. The transcript has a single exon.